Molecule: messenger RNA, 1752 nt
Organism: Portunus trituberculatus (swimming crab)
Lineage: Eukaryota; Metazoa; Arthropoda; Malacostraca; Decapoda; Portunidae
Gene: Blos2
Product: biogenesis of lysosome-related organelles complex 1 subunit 2-like
Exons: 3
Coding region: 183-689 (168 amino acids)
Biological process (GO): lysosome localization; endosomal transport
Cellular component (GO): BORC complex; gamma-tubulin complex; BLOC-1 complex
Molecular function (GO): gamma-tubulin binding
Source: RefSeq, a predicted model, not a curated record
AUGAUCAAAUUCUCUGUGUCGGCACAUAAACAGUCAAGUGUCAACAAAACAGGGAGGACCAAGAAGAGAACUUCUCCGUCAGGAGUCAGUGUCCGGGGUAGGACGUCAUACUCGAGGCUUUUGGGACAACGUAUACUUUCUCUUAAUUCCAAGCUCUGUGAAACUUCUCAAACUAUAAGGCAAUGGAGACUAAUCAGAAAGAGCCAGAAGGCAGGGAGCCUGCUGCCAACAACCAACCCCCAGAUGCUUUACCUAGGAACCUUCUGGAUGAUGAGGAAAGACUCAGCAGCUUUGGCUCUCCCAAGCACGGCCCAACACUGUCCACGAGCACCAGCAGCUUUGAGGCACUAGACCCACAUGACCCAAAUCUGAGUCACCUUGCCUCACUCAUGUUCUCCCACACUUCAAACUACCUUCAGGGGGAGUUGUCUGCUGUGCUGGAAGAUUACACUCUACUGGAGCAGAUGAACCGUGCAACUAUCACCAAGUAUUCUGAUAUGAGGCAGAUUGGUGGAAGUGUCAGCCGAGCACUAAAGGAUCUGAAUGAGAAGUAUUUGGCACUUCAGCCUUACCUGGAGCAGAUUGACCAGAUUGAGGACAGUGUUACCAAGUUAGAAGCUGCAGCCUAUAAACUUGAUGCUUAUUCUAAAAGACUUGAAACAAGGUUUAAAUCCCUGGAAAAAAAGUAAAGUUCCUUCCUAUGUAUAAUUUUACAAUCAGAGAUUAUUAUAAUUAUAACUUUUUUUUUCCUUAAGACAUCCACGUUUUAUCUUUAAAUAUUGUUGAUGUGUGAUGUGUGUAUAAGACAAAUUUAAUAUAUAAAAGUGGAUGCACUGAUCCAGUAUUCUAAUAUUGAUGUAUAUAAUAUUAACACAAGUGAGUGGAUGCAUCAGACCGACAAUGGUAGAGGGUGCUUUCCUUGCUUCCUGCCCACCACCACAGCAAGAUCCAUAAUCUCUUACCUGAAUAUCACUUGCUCACAGCUUCCCUCUGCCAGUGGACAAUCCAGAGCAUAAGAUUCAGAAGGGGAGAGCAGUUGUCAUCCAUAGAUCUUGCUUUGAAUCUCACUUGUCUAUAGAGAAAAAGAUUUGUGUAUAAGUUAUCUACCAAAGUAUAUACUACCAUGUUUUCAACUGAAUGUUCUAUUACAUAUUUCUAACAUUAUAUGUUAAACAGGCAACUUUAUUGUGGGGGCGGGAAAGAUGGGGUGACUGUCUCUGAGGAUAAUAGAGGAAUAACAUGCAGCAUUCCUAUUACCUCAUUAGCUGUAGAUCUGUUCUUGUUUUUCCCUUCAGUGGUAAAGUCAUAAUGUCUAAAUUAAAUAGGUUGCAAGGAUGGUUAUAUAGACAGUGAUUCUUCUGAAAUAAUGUAGUACCUGAUCUCUCUCUCUCUCUCUCUCUCUCUCUCUCUCUCUCUCUCUCUCUCUCUCUCUCUCUCUCUCUCUCUCUCUCUCUCAUCUUCAUCCUAUGCAGCCAUCAUUAUUUCUUGUGCAUUUAUUGACAGUAAUGUGAUAAUAAUCUUGUGGCAUGUCUCAUCACAAAAUUCAUUGCUCUCACCUUUAUAUUUAUAUUGGUAGUUAUCUGGAGAUGGAAGAUUUUGAUAAGAGAGAAUGGUCUCAAUUGUAACUGUUGUGAAUGUGAAAGAAAGCAUAUUAAAGGUUUUGAAAAAUUUUAUGACUGGAAAAGGCAGAGUGUAAUGUUGAAAUUAGUAAGUAAAGCAAUGUCAAAAAAUAUUAAUAUUAUAAGUAUACAG